Messenger RNA from Botrytis deweyae, 2373 nucleotides. RefSeq lists its product as uncharacterized. NCBI's taxonomy places the organism in Eukaryota, Fungi, Ascomycota, Leotiomycetes, Helotiales, Sclerotiniaceae. The coding region runs from base 465 to 2072 and encodes 535 amino acids. The transcript is spliced from 3 exons. The record is from RefSeq and is a predicted model, not a curated record.
AUUGCCCGGGAAACCUUCUAAAUUCGAUUUCAUGCUACCCCGCCAUCAAAAUUCGUUGUCUGUGCACACCUGGGCAGGUUCCUGAAUAUUAUACGCACUAACCUUACCACAGCCACACCGCGGUCAUCGGACUUCUCGAAUUGGACAUGCCGCCAGAGCAAUUCGUGCUAUGUGAGAUUUGCCAAUUUGCAUGAACUGUACUGGCGUUUUGAAUACAUUUCUUUAUAUUUAAGAAGACUUUCAUGAAAGGCUUCAUUCCAUAGACCAAAUAAUCUUUACAUAAACUUUCAUUUUUAAGCAAUUGCAAGCACCCAUACAAAAUCUCUGUUGGUUUCGAAGUAUUCGAGACAUUCACUUCAGAACCUCUCUGUACCUGAUAUUGAGUCCAGAUUCUCGGCAUAACGAGAAUUCACUACUCAUACAAGUCUCAUAGUAUACCUAGUCACAAGUUCGCAUUCGUCUCCAUGUGGUCUCACACGCGCCUCGUCUCCUCAUGCCGCCAAGCAUCUUCUCUUCUCAAAUACAAACCCAACUUUACCAUCCAUAAAUCCUCUCUUGUCAACCACAAGCCCAAGUUCACAAUUCGCACCCUCGCAACACAAGCUAAAUCAAUCAGCAUGUCUUCUAUGAAUGCCAUAAACUCAAAGAAGGAAGGCGAUAUAUCUUCGGUCUUCGUCUCACUCUCUGGCGCCAAGCCUACACCACUUCCGGAACGUUUUGCUGAUAUCAAACGCAACCUUAUCCGUGGCCACGAGGAGGCCGUUCAAGCAUCUUUCACUCGCCUUAUUGAGCAACUUGCGAUUGAGAAUCGAAAGGUCGCGGAAUUGGGCCCGAGUAUAAUCCCAAGUGUGACUUUCAAGGAUGUUUAUGAGAAGAACGUAAGUGAGGAGCAGUUGAAAGAUAUGAGAGAUAAGGGUGCACUUGUUAUUAGGGGUGUCGUGGAUGAGACAACUGCGAGACGUUAUAAGCAAGAGGUCGAAGAUUAUGUCAAGUUGAAUCCUAGUACUAAAGGCUUCCCAGCCAAUGAUCCACAAGUCUACGAGCUCUACUGGUCACCACCACAAGUUAAAGCUCGUGGUCAUCCAAACAUGAUCAUUGCCCAAAAGUUCCUGCUCAACCUCUGGCACUCCGCCGAUCCCAACUCACCAAUUUCCUUUUCUCAACCACUCACCUACGCUGACCGUGUUCGCAUCCGUCAACCUGGUGAUGCUAUCUUUGCUCUCGGUCCUCACGCCGAUGGUGGAUCUGUUGAACGCUGGGAACCCAAUGGCUACGGUAUCAACGGAGUAUAUGACACUAUCUUCCAAGGAAAGUGGGAAGAAUUUGAUCCUUUCGAGUCUUCAUCACGCGUACCCGCUGUUAGCGAUCUCUAUCAUGGUGGAGGAAGCUGCUCCAUGUUUCGUAUGUUUCAGGCCUGGCUCGGCAUGUCCCACACUGCGCCUGGAGAAGGCACAUUGAAGGUCAAUCCACUUAUCAAGCUUUCCACCGCUUACUUCUUGCUCCGACCUUUCUUUGAGCCUAUUAAAGAAUUGCCGGAGGGAAAGGAAGACGAGUAUACUGCGGAGUAUCUCAGUCCCGAGAAUUGGAAAUUGAUCCCAACUGAUCGAAUGAGCACUGCUCUUCAUGGUGCUACUCCAAGUCAUGGACAGGAGAUGACCGAGAAACUUCACCCACAUCUGGAUCUGAAGAAUACCAUGGUUCAUAUUCCAAAGAUUAACCCAGGUGACUACGUUGCUUGGCACUGUGAUAUGAUCCACGCCGUAGACAAAACUCAUGCUGGUAAAUCUGACAGUUCCGUCCUCUAUAUUCCCGCCUGCCCUCUCACUCCUAUCAAUGCCGAAGCACUCGCCCGUCAACGCGAUACCUUCCUCUCCGGCGUUCCAGGACCAGACUUCCCGGGUGGAAAGGGCGAGAGUGAGCACAUUGGCCGACCAGGUCUCGAAGAAGUUGAGUCUUGGACUGGUGAAGAGGGAUUGAGAGCUAUGGGAUUGAGCAAAUUUGUUGUUGAAAGUGAGAAGGGAGCUGGUGUUGAAAAGGCUGUCGAGAUCGGAAAUAAAUAUUUGGGAUUUUAGACGAAUGCGAAUGGACUGGUGAUUAUUUGACGGAAGACAGGAUGGGAAGGGACACAACUAUCUCAUGACAGUGGUCUCGAAUUGCAAUUGGGAGUUGUUUAUGAUGGCGCAAGGAUGGAACGGCGUGGGAUUACCUUCUGCAAAUCCAAAUUUGAGAUUUCUUUCCUUACAUUCAGGAAUGAAAUGUCAGAUUGGGGAUUUACCCAUUUCACUAUCGGGAAGGGAAAAUUGACAUUUUAGCAAAGCUCAAUCGUGGGACACAUUGAGCAGUGACUCGCAAAAGUUAAUAGCAAUGAAUCUU